Molecule: messenger RNA, 1360 nt
Organism: Scomber scombrus (Atlantic mackerel)
Lineage: Eukaryota; Metazoa; Chordata; Actinopteri; Scombriformes; Scombridae
Product: PI-PLC X domain-containing protein 1
Exons: 7
Coding region: 171-1127 (318 amino acids)
Biological process (GO): lipid metabolic process
Molecular function (GO): phosphoric diester hydrolase activity
Source: RefSeq, a predicted model, not a curated record
UGUUUUGAAAGUUUACUUCCUCUGGUUUUAUUUUGAAAUCCAUAACAGGACGCGCUCGUAUAUUAUUAAUGCGUGCAUAAAACCCGGAAGAAGAGAGUGUAAACAAUACCGUAAGUAAUGCAAAGAGUAAAGAUGAAACAGUGAUAUAAUAUUUUUUAGAUUAAAUAAUCAUGGAGGACAAACAGCGGCUGCAGCUCGGAGGAAGCCCGGACUGGAUGUCGCGUUUGCCGCAGAAUCUGCAGGAUGAGCCGCUGUGGAACCUGGCUCUACCCGGAAGCCACGACAGCAUGUCUUUCUGUUUGGACGUCUCCUCUCCUGUGCUGAAAUCAGAGCCCUGUCUCCUCAGACUGACUGACAAGCUGUUUCCCUGCUGUACUCGGCCCUGUGUCUACCGCUGGGCCACCACACAGCAAUCUGUCCUCAGUGAUCAGUGUGAUCUUGGUAUUCGUUUCUUGGACCUGCGGAUCGCCAGGAAGCCAGCAGAAGGAGUCAAAUUGUUCUUUGCCCACGGCAUCUACACACUGCUGACUGUCAAGGAGGCUCUGGAGGAACUGGCUACCUGGUUGGAUGCUCAUCCAAAGGAGAUCGUGAUCGUCUGCUGCUCGCAUUUUGAAUCGCUGACUCUUACAGAUCACACUCGCCUUGUGGAGUACAUCCUAUCCCUGUUUGGAGAAAAACUCUGCUCCUCGCAGGACAUUCCCACCUUGCGCUCCUGUUGGUCCAGAGGUCAGCAGGUUAUUGUUUCCUAUGAUGACCAGCAGAUGGUGCAGCAGUACCCUGAACUGUGGACAAGAAUACCUUACUGGUAUGCUGACAGCACAGACCCAAAGAAGGUGAUUGCUUACCUGGAGGAUCAGAAGCGCAGUGGGAGACCAGCUGGUUUUUUCGUCAGCGGUCUGAACCUGACAGAAGACGCUCCCUACAUCUUUCUCCAUCCUUUCCAGAACCUCAGGAAGAUAACGACGAAGGCUCUCUCACCGCUGCUCGGCUGGGCGAGCGAGCAGCUGCCUGGACCCGAGGCGGGAAGAGUCAACAUCCUCUGCUGCGACUUUGUGGCCAUCAGUGAAUUCUGCUCACUUGUGAUUGGCCUAAACUACAAACUGCUGGGUGGAGCAGGAGCUACUUGAAAGUUGGCUCCCCUCUCCUCUGUCCUGUCUGCAGGAUGCAAAGAGCGUCUCCCAAUCCACAGUAACACUUCUGUCACCUUAAGUGUCUUUUUUUCUGCCAAAAAUCAUCACUGUUUGCACUUGAGCCAAUUUCAGUAUUAAAUAUAAAUGAUAUGCACUCGGAGAUGGCACGUUUGUUUACUUUUACAUGUGACUGUGCCAAAAUCAGUAAACUUUGUUGCUGGAAGAACACA